This is a messenger RNA of Mycotypha africana, 705 nucleotides long. RefSeq names its product aspartic peptidase domain-containing protein. The record is from RefSeq and is a predicted model, not a curated record. Gene Ontology annotation, biological process: proteolysis. Gene Ontology annotation, molecular function: aspartic-type endopeptidase activity. The coding region runs from base 1 to 705 and encodes 234 amino acids. NCBI's taxonomy places the organism in Eukaryota, Fungi, Mucoromycota, Mucoromycetes, Mucorales, Mycotyphaceae. The transcript has 3 exons.
AUGAAGUUUGUAGCAUACAAUCUGAUCCUAACGGUGGCAGCAGUCUUUGUCAGGGGCGUUCAUUCCUCAAAGUUAGUAGCUAUUCCUUUCACGGGAGUUCGACAUCGACGAGGCACUGGUUUAGCGGCCUCUGCUGUAAACGUUCCGCUUGAGAAUAUUGAUGUGGCUUACUUAAUCGACAUAGAAAUUGGAACACCUCCUCAACCCUUCACUUUGCUCUUGGACACAGGCUCAUCUACCACUUGGGUUCCUGAGAAAAAUUGCGGUAGGUUAUGCGGCUACCCUAGCAACACAUAUGAUUCCGCCGCUUCUUCCACCUUUAACGAAAGUGCGAUGCAGAACUUGCCGUUUGGUAUUCGCUAUGGACGAGGAUUUGCUCAAGGUUAUUAUGCUCAGGAUACCUUAACGGUACAUGGUGUGCCUGUACCCCGCGCUAAAUUUGCGAUAUCUGAUUCUAAUGAUGGAGAAUUGACCGCUGCGGGAGCUGACGGUAUUCUUGGUAUGGGACCAGAUAGCCUAAGUCGGUACAAUAAUCCUGAUGAUGUAGUCGUCCCUACACUUGCUACAACAAUGUAUGAAGACGGCAUUAUAGACGAGAAUGUGUUUUCCAUUUACUUCAAGCCUAUCGAUUAUGAUGAUACCACUAUUGAGCAACAAAGACGAGUCAAUGGAGCGAUCGUCUUCGGGGGCGGUAAGAAUACGUAA